AUGAGUACGGUAAAAGCAAAUAACUACCUUGGUGUCCUAGACGCAGCUCGCUGCAAUGGCGAGUGGGAUGGCAUUCCAGAGCAUGCCCGAAAGGUUCAAAAACAUGCUCCCGGAAGAAAAUGCCUCGCUCUGACCGCCUCGACCGAAGCAAAACUUUAUCGCCUUCCUCACCUUGGAGUAGGGUCUACGGCUGACGCUAUUGCAAACUACCACGCAACCCUUACAGCUCUACAAGGUCCCCUACAGGCAGAGCUGGACUCCCAUUCAAAUGUUGCAAGCCUACCUAGUCCCUCCGGGGGUGCUCACAGCAUGGUAACAACCCCCGAUGAUAUACUGCAAGCACGAACAAUCCUUUCAUGGCUUUAUUCUCGGAAAGGGGAUUGGGAAACUGCUUUGAGGAUCAUACCUGGCGAGGAUGAGGUCGGUGAAAGUUGGGUUGGUGGGGGAAAGGGGGAUUACAUUGGAGUGAUUAGGAUAAAGGCACUCGUGCUGAAAGGGAUUGCACUGGCCCAUCAGAGUCCUGAUGAUCUUUCGUUACCACUACAAAACUACCGUGCAGCGACAAAACUUCCGGCAACAUACACGCCGGCACAACAGACAUCGGCUUCAUUUCUGUUGUGGACGGAGAAAGCACUUUCUCACCACGCUCUUACAGCUUACAGCUGCUGGCUUGAUAAUCACAUUCUUCCAGGGGAAUCGAGCGAAGGCGAAGAAACGCCAGAGAUGCAGGAAUACGUAGCUCAAGAAGUUGGGAUGGCUGAUGGUAGAACAACAAUCGAUGAAGCUUCUGUUGCAAGGGCAUUCAGGAGUUUUCAUCAGUUUGUCGCUGGUCUUUCAUCCGCUGCACAGGUACAAGUUGGACCUGUCGGUACUGUUCCGGCGGCUACAGAGAGUGGAUUAAAUACAGAAAAGGAAUUGGAGAGAAGGGAAGUCUACAGAAAUUACUUCAAGUUCAUCUCACUCCUCCUCUUACCCGAAGGUCACCCAGAUCGGCCAAUUCCUCGGAAGCUACCAUCGUUUAAACCCGAAGCAGGAAGAACUGUCUCUGUUGUGCCUACAAACAGCCCACCAACAGGAAUGAUGCACAAAGCGGGGACGGCCGAGGUAUUAAAAGCAGAACUUAAAGUUGUGGAGCAUGUUUAUGAAGAAUACUUGCUGCGUGGUCUUAACUUUCCCAGGGCUGAUGAGUAUCAUGAGGCUAUAGGCGAAUGGGUUGACCUUGUUGUACAGGACUGGAGGGUUGCUGGUGGCUCUGGAGAGGAGGCUCCGGCAGUAGUAGAGAUUUUAUAUAGGGCUGCCACGAAGACAUUCCAUUCACCGAGAAUAUUAAGGCAUCUCUUCACUGCUCUUACAGCAGUAGGGAAUUUCCCAGAUGCUGUGAGAUCUUUGGAUACUUACGUCGAUUUGGUCCAGAGAGCCAAAGACAGGAUCGCAAAGGGGCAUAUAGAAAAAGAUAUCGACGACGAUAAAACAAUUCUUGAAACAACAGUUGAGGGGAUCCGUGUUCUUUGUGGGCUCGUAGGUGAUGCUAGGAAGGGAAUGGCUUUGGCAGAAAGGAUCGAAAGGUGGAUUGACGAAUGGCGAGUAAGAGAUGAUGAUAUGCUCGCGUCUGUUUACAGAGGCAUCGGGACUGCAAAUGCGACCUGGGCACGACAUACUAUCGAUGGAGACAGUAGACCGGAUAUACAGAGGGCAGCGGUGAGAGCCUUCGAGAAGGCAUUAACACACGAUCAGUUUGAUAUUGAUGUGUGGUAUGGACUAGCCCUCGUCCAGCUAGAGGUAGGAGACAUCGAUUCGGCAAUGGAAAGUACUAAAAAGGGCUUGGUCAUCGUAAAAUACCUCACAGAGGAGGAGUUUGAUGAUGCCUGGGAUGGAAGAAGGGAUUAUAAACGUCGCACGGUGCCCCUAUUACAUCUAUUAUCACUCCUGAUGACUGUGACGGAGAAUUUUGAGGAAGCUAGACAGGCAUGUGCAAACGUUUUUGAAAUAUUGGGAGAAGAUAUGUCGGUGUUUAGAGGGAUGGGUAUUGGUGAAAAGGAGAGUGUUCUCGAAGUGAGAAUGACUCAAAUUGCCAUAGAGGAAGCUCUAGAUGGGGCUGGAGUUGCGGUGAAGAUGGCCGAUCAUCUACUGGAUAUAUAUGGACGCCUGUUUGAGGCAGCACAGCUGGACCAUAGCUCCCGGUCCUUGCAUGACAAUGGAGACUCCGGAAGCAUUCGCCCAAUAUCAGGUCAUCAAUCCUUGCGACAAUCUACUGGUCUCGGCCCCGGCCCUGAUGCUCCUCAAAUACAGGUUACAGAUGUUCACGGAGGCGCCUAUCAAAAUGAUAAUCUACUAAAGAAAACUGGACGCCCUAGUAGUGUUUCUAGCGGGACAAUUAGACGAAUGAAGUCAUUUUCGAGUAUGAGAUCAGGCAAAGGAGAUCAUGGGCGAAUGCCCAUUCCAGACGUUCCAACGCCGCCACUACCCAGCGGUACAAAUACUUCCUCGGCAAGUGUUGAGCGAAGCCCGGCUGGGAGCGUCAAAGAGAAUCAUCACCACAAUACCCACCUUUUUCAAAUGCUUAAGUUGAAGUUGCACAAACAUCAAUUACAGGAUAUGGGUACUGCUGGAUCUUCCUCUGAACCGUUGUCCCACAUCGGAUCCACUACAUCAUUCAUGACUAAUGAUAGUUCAAUCGCCCCAAUGGACAGUGCUGCAGAGGGUCACAUGGGAAGAGAAGCUCCACGAGCAGAAGACAUCCCGAACAACCUUUCACAAAGCAAGUUGCCGUACCCAAUACGCGCAUUGCGGAGCGGAAUAACAGAUGAGAUUGGAAAAGAUGCCAAGCCACGAAGCAUUAGGCGACCAAAGCAACUCCCAGAGCCAAAGCUCCAUGAAGAGGAUGAAAAAAGAAGGGCUUUAGCGGCUUUAAGGAAAGUCUGGAUUUUUAUUGGAGGUUUAGCUAGGAGAUCAAAAGAUUUCGGUGGUGCCACUUAUGCUCUUGACGAGGCCAGUGCUUUAAUCGGGCUAAAAGGAGAAGGUGAAGCAGAUGUUUUGACAGAGAGGGGAUUCCUGGCAAUGGAAGAGGAGAAAAAAGCUGUGGCUAUUGAGUAUUUUAAUGCUGCUAUAGCUCUUGAGGUCAACCACCCACUUGCCAUCGUGGGUCUUUGUCAAUUGCUGCUCCAAAUUCCUGCCACACCAACCCCGAUUCCUGUAGUAACUCCUGCAAAUAAUAUGGUUGAUGUAGCGGCCCGACCCUCCACCUCUUCUUCUUCAGUGGUAGCAGCAAAGUCGCCAAAUAACAGUGUGUCGGAGGAUGAAUUAAACCUCUCUUCUCUUGCUUCAAUUAAUCGUGCACUCGGCCUAUUGGAGCACCUUACAGCUACAAGUCACGGCUGGGAUAUACCAGAGGCGUGGUUUGCACUCGCUCGUGCCUACGAGCUUCUUGGUGAAAUGGGAAGAGCGAAGCGUUCGCUGUGGAGGUGCGUCGAAUUGGAGGAUGCAAGAGCUGUGAGGGCAUGGUGCAAUCUCAAGCCCAGAGUUCUUUAG
Morchella importuna is the source of this 3528-nucleotide messenger RNA. RefSeq lists its product as uncharacterized. The record is from RefSeq and is a predicted model, not a curated record. The transcript is spliced from 7 exons. Lineage: Eukaryota; Fungi; Ascomycota; Pezizomycetes; Pezizales; Morchellaceae. The coding region runs from base 1 to 3528 and encodes 1175 amino acids. Gene Ontology annotation, molecular function: protein binding.